This is a messenger RNA of Cadophora gregata, 1221 nucleotides long. RefSeq lists its product as uncharacterized. The coding region runs from base 1 to 1221 and encodes 406 amino acids. Gene Ontology annotation, biological process: protein phosphorylation; spliceosomal complex assembly; regulation of mRNA processing. Gene Ontology annotation, molecular function: protein kinase activity; ATP binding. The transcript is spliced from 2 exons. The record is from RefSeq and is a predicted model, not a curated record. NCBI's taxonomy places the organism in Eukaryota, Fungi, Ascomycota, Leotiomycetes, Helotiales, Ploettnerulaceae.
AUGGCGUUCGAGUACGCUGAGAGCAAAUCACUUGGUGGUAGCUGGGAGAGUUAUAGGUACUUACCUAGUGGGCUGGAACGCGUUGAAAAUCUUGCCAUGUACGAGGUUGGAGGCCUCCACCCUGUUGAACUCGGCCAGUCCUAUCAAGAGGGACGGUACAAAAUUGUCCACAAGUUGGGCAACGGUGGUUUUUCGACAACCUGGCUUGCCAGAGAUUCUCGCAACAACAUAUAUGUCGCGUUGAAAUUCGUCGCUUCGGAUGCAUCGAAAGGCUAUGGCGACCUCAAAACUUUGCGAGACAUUUCUAGUGCUGCAAGUACUCAUGCUGGUACCAGAUACAUUAAUCAUCUUUUGGAUGAAUUUUUCGUGGAUGGUCCGAACGGACAGCACCUCUGCUUAGUGACUAAAGUCUUGGGUGCCAAUGUCGCCCACGUGUCAAGCGACUUUCACAGGUUGAGCGGCAAGGCAUCGCAGGAAGUUGCGUCUCAGGCUGUCUCGGCUCUGAGCUAUCUUCAUAGCCUUGGGAUUUGUCACGGGGAUUUCACUUCUGCAAAUACUCUCCUUCAACUCUCUGGAACACUUGACACGCUCAAUGUCGACGAGCUGUGCUCACUUAUUGGCAUUCCAAAGAAAGAAGAAUUACGAACCCCUGAUGGCAGUGCUGUAGGGCCAUCAGCUCCUUCCUAUGUAGUAGAGAGCAUUGAUUUUGCGACUGUCCCAAAUCUUCUGUCAUUACGACUGAAAGUUAUCGACUUCGACCAAGCUUUUCAGAUUUCGACACCUCCAUCGAAGAUGCUUGGGACGCCUCCCAGAUGUCUGUCUCCAGAGGCAAUCUUCGAUCUCGAAGUUGGAGUGGCCUCAGAUGUGUGGGCGCUUGGGUGUCUGAUCUUCAAAAUCCGGUCUGGAUUCGAACUUUUUGGCAGCUUUGGAGGCCACACUCCAUGGCAUGCGUUGAGGCAGAUAGUCAAAACUCUAGGAGAACUUCCCGAGAAAUGGAGAAAUCGAAACUUUGAUUCUGAUGGGUAUCUGGCCGAAGACAGUGACGGAGAUGCAGAAAGACUAGAGUAUGAACCUUUGCGAGCACCGCUUAUUGACACGGUUCUUGAGAUUCAGGAUGAUCCAAGCCGAUCGUUAGUUGGCGUCAAUGAUAGUCUGGAGGUCAGGCUAUGGAAACCUAGCGCUGAAUAUGGAAGUAUGGAUGAUGAAGAAUCCACAACUUAA